Molecule: messenger RNA, 1128 nt
Organism: Homarus americanus (American lobster)
Lineage: Eukaryota; Metazoa; Arthropoda; Malacostraca; Decapoda; Nephropidae
Product: mRNA decay activator protein ZFP36L3-like
Exons: 3
Coding region: 1-1128 (375 amino acids)
Source: RefSeq, a predicted model, not a curated record
AUGAGGGACAGUGCCAACCUGCAAGAUGAAGGGACAGUGCUAGGGUGCGAGAUGAGGGACAGUGCCAACCUGCAAGAUGAAGGGACAGUGUCAGGGUGUGAGAGGAAAGAACAAUACCAGAGUGCGAGUGAUAGGGACAGUGCCAGGAGGGAUCCUGACCUGGCCUGUAUCCCGACUCCGGCCCGUAUCCCGACCUGGCCCGUAUCCCGACCCGGCCUGUAUCCCGACCUGGCCCGUAUCCCGAUCCGGCCCAUCCCGACCCGCCUGUAUCCCGACUCCGGCCCCUGUAUCCCGGACCUGGCCAGGUAUCCCGACCCGGCCCGUAUCCCGACCCGGCCUGUAUCCCGACCGGCCGUAUCCCGACCCGGCCCGUAUCCCGACACGGCCCGUAUCCCGACACGGCCCGUAUCCCGAUACGGCCCGUAUCCCGACCCGCUCAAUAUUCGUCUAGUGUGGAGGGUUGUGGCGCCAGGUGGAGCUGUGGCGCCAGAUGGAACUGUGGUGCCAGGUGGAGCUCAGGCGCCAGAUGGAGCUGUGGCGCCAGGUGGAGCUGUGGCGACAGAUGGAACUGUGGUGCCAGGUGGAGCUGUGGCACCAGAUGGAACUGUGGUGCCAGGUGGAGCUGUGGCGCCAGGUGUAGCUGUGGCGCCAGGUGGAGCUGUGGCGCCAGGUGGAGCUGUGGCGGCAGAUGGAGCUGUGGCGCCAGAUGGAGCUGUGGCGCCAGAUGGAGCUGAGGCGCCAGAUGGAGCUGUGGCGCCAGAUAGAGCUGUGGCGCCAGAUGGAGCUGUGGUGCCAGGUGGAGCUGUGGUGCCAGGUGGAGCUGUGGCGCCAGGUGGAGCUGUGGCGCCAGGUGGAGCUGUGGCACCAGAUGGAACUGUGGUGCCAGGUGGAGCUGUGGCGCCAGGUGUAGCUGUGGCGCCAGGUGGAGCUGUGGCGGCAGAUGGAGCUGUGGCGCCAGAUGGAGCUGUGGCGCCAGAUGGAGCUGUGGCGCCAGGUGGAGCUGUGGCGCCAGGUGGAGCUGUGGCGCCAGGUGGAGCUGUGGCGACAGGUGGAGCUGUGGCACCAGGUGGAGCUGUGGCGCCAGGUGGAGCCAGGCGCUGGGUAGAGCCAGGCACCAGAUGGAACUAA